Molecule: messenger RNA, 723 nt
Organism: Mycotypha africana
Lineage: Eukaryota; Fungi; Mucoromycota; Mucoromycetes; Mucorales; Mycotyphaceae
Exons: 1
Coding region: 1-723 (240 amino acids)
Source: RefSeq, a predicted model, not a curated record
AUGAUUACAGAUGUUUACUGUCUACCUGAUACAUCGACUACACCGUUCACAGGUAAUCUUCAAUUGUGGUCACCGGCACCAUCAAGAGUAACGUUCAAUUAUAACGUGACUCGUGUCAACAAUCAGCCUCCCUAUCGCCACUACUAUGUUAUGUCAAAAACUUCAACACCCAUACAGCAGCAAGAAGAAGCAAGAGAAGAAGAUGAAGAAGAAGAUGAUUGCUUUUACAUGCGAAAUCAUUACUAUGAGCAGGAAGCAUGCACGUUUUGUGGACUGUCUCAUCAUCAACAACAACAACAACAACAACAACAACAUCGACGACAACAUUACCAUCACUCGUUUAAUACUAUCACCUCUUCAUCGUCAUUUUCAGUUCACCAACAACAGCAAAUGACACCUUCUCAUACCCAGUUAGCAACCACGGACUCUGAUUUAUUAUUAAACAUAAUACCAGCAACAUUAACAGCGCCACCAGACUUGAUCAUAACUCCAGCACCAAGUUUCAGCUGUAGUGCAUUGAAAACGGUAAAAGGGCCCAGGAAACUAAAUCGUUCCCCAUAUCAUAGUAGUUAUAAUAUGGAUAGUUAUAGUCAUGAUGGUAACAAUAAGAACAAAUUAUCUUUGAAGCAGUAUAUGCACACUGUAAAGAGGGGAUUGUAUAAAUACUACAAAGGUUAUCAAGCAAUGCUUUUACAACCACCUGUGAUUAUCAAAAAGAAAUAA